This is a messenger RNA of Alternaria postmessia, 657 nucleotides long. RefSeq lists its product as uncharacterized. NCBI's taxonomy places the organism in Eukaryota, Fungi, Ascomycota, Dothideomycetes, Pleosporales, Pleosporaceae. The transcript is spliced from 2 exons. The coding region runs from base 1 to 657 and encodes 218 amino acids. The record is from RefSeq and is a predicted model, not a curated record.
AUGGUCGCGCAACCCAUCGGCACCAAGAAGACGCCCGUCACGUCCACGGCGAAGAAGACACCAGUAAAAGCACCAGUGAAGAAGGCGCCCGUCAAAGCGCCUGCUGUUCAGCCUCCGAAGAAGCCUGUCAAUACUGCGAUGCAGAAGAAACCCGUGGCAACAACCCCUAAGAAGCCCGUUACAAGCGUCGCACCCAAAAAGCCUGUGACAGCCGUCGGUCAGAAGAAACCCGCCCCAGCACCCGCAAAGAAGGCAAUCCAGCAGCCACAACAACAGGGCUGGAUCAACAAAGGCCUCAGCGCUGCAUCGUCUGGUAUUGGAAGUGCUGUCGGCGCUGCAACGACUGGUAUUGGCAAUGCUGCUGGGGCCGUCGUGACCGCGACAGGUAGUGGAAUCGCUGGGGCAGGGAGAGGCGCCGGAGCAAGUAUUGCAAACUCGUCUCGUACCUGGGGCGAUAUGGUCCGCGAGUACGGCAACUCUCUCAAAGACAUCACCGGCGCUCCGGGCAGUCGAUCGACAACAAACAAGAAUCCCCUCGGCUUGAGCACUAGCGGAGUGGGAGGUAUGGCAUCCAUGGCUAGUCGACCCGGUGUACCUGGUCUCUCAGGGGGUUCCGGCAAAGGUGGCGGUACGGCCAGCAAUCCGCUGGGUCUUUGA